AUGGGACAGUCCUCUUCGACACAAAGAGAUCGACGGCACACUGGUACACGAGAACUCUUUACACGUUUUUAUGCAGGACAUGGUCGGGACAAUAGGAAUGAAGAUAUGAGCAGCGGACGCGAUUUUGAGUACACUAGGGAAUUUCAUUCCCCAUCAGGAGCUGGGGUAGAUACAGAUGGUAUCCCAAGCUCAAGCCAAGGAAAUUCAGCGCCGGAGUCAUGGGGGCAGCCUACAUCGCUAACUGGUGAGUCAGUCGUUCCGAGACAACUGCAUGGUGUUCAGCUGGAAAAUGGAGUCCAGCCUGACCCGCAAGAGUACCGGUCGGCAGCAUUUGCUCGUAUGACUGCAAGAAGACAGUCCACCAUGUCGAGACUGGGCUCCAGAAUAUUGCCGAAUUCCGUCAUUCGUGGACUGCUCAACAGUGACGAGGAGACGCCGGCGGAGGGUCAAGCUCACCGGCAUGGCCUUGUAUCGAGGUCAGCAUCGAGAUCGGAUAGUCUCCAUAAUACCAGCCGUUUCAGCCCAUUUGGUUCGCUUAGCUCCAGAGGCAUUACAAGGCGACGCUCUACUGCCCGUGCCCCUUAUUUUGCUCCACGCAGCGACUCCGUGCUGAACUCAGACCCCCCUUUGUACCCUACGUAUUUCGACACCACUGAACGCAUGUCCGAUCCAGGCAGAGGAUCCUGGCGUCGAAGUGUUCGGUUACAUCGAGUUAGAAAUUCACUGUCGAGUCCAAUAUCCCAGAUGUUUGGCCAUCAGCCUAGCCAGAAUACAGGAAAUCCAACACAUCUCCCACGACCAGCUUCCAGUGACGACUCUGAUAAUCUUCACCCUCUCCCCGUUGCCCUGGAUACUCGCAUGGAUAUCACGGAUCCUCCCCACGAGCUCGAUUCUGUGGAGCCUGCCAUAAACAACGAUCAUUCAAUGUCUUCAGUACCUUCGACUAUACCCGGUCAGGGCUCAACGAGCGUGCGGCGACUUCCUAGCCUCCUGAGAGCGCGUUCCGCCCGGGUCUUACGGCGAGAAGAACAAACUCCACUCUCUCGGGUGCUUCAGUUGGCAGCUACAGCAAUUGCAGCCCAGCUGUCCGGCACUACAGGUCCGGUAUUGCCAAACAUACAGGCCCUGGGAAACGGUGGAUUAGACGGCUCGCUGGAAAAUUUUAUACAGACUUUACAGAAUGCCACAUCCGCGCAAGCUAAUCCUGGGAUGCUGACUGAAGGAUCUAACGCAUCGGAAAAUGGAUCUACUCCGCCAGUUAAUUUUCUUAGGGUUUUCCGAUUUUCUAACCCGGAGACUUCUCGGCCAUCUGAGUUAUCUGGCCACCAGACCACCAAUGCUGAAAAUGCGCGUGGCAAUGACGAUAGGAUGGAUGUCGACGAUUCCCCGGAGGGUAGUGGUGGGCGCACUGUUACUCUGGUUGUGGUGGGUGUAAGGUCGGUCCCUUCGGGCGGUGGACGCGACAAUGAACCAGGCGACGCUGGCCCGAGUCUGGAUGCCUUACUGGGACUACCAUUCUUGUCGCCGGGCAAUUUACCACGAAAUCAAGAGGCUGGUGGCAAUUCUAUCCCACGUGUUGAUGGAAGACCAAGAGCAACUUCUCGUCCUUUCAUGGGAGGUCCUGGUGGUCUUUUCUCAAACCCUGAUACGACACGCCAACAGGGAAUUGCAAAUAGUUCUCGGAGAGCCUCGGAUGCGGUCAAUUUCAGCGGUCUUUCCUCGCCUCCGUCCGUUCUGUCAGAGAGCCCGCCGGGACCCCAUCCUCCUCCAUCGACGCCCGCUGAAUCUAAUCUGUCAGCUGGUCCUUCGGGCUCUUCGACACCUAGUCGUAGAUUGUCGACCGCAUCAGCUCUACCCCACCUUCAUGAGGGCCAGUCGUACCGAUCUACGGUUGAACCUGAAGAGAGCGUUCCCCUUCAUAGGACUCGCCAGAGGCGUCGGAGUGAUUCUGAAUACGCUCGUCACCGGGAUCUUGGGUCUGGUGCGGUUCGGCGAAAUGGUGUCGUUGAGCCCGACAACUCAGGCCCGGCUACUGGUCGGAGUUGGUUGAUAUAUGUCGUUGGAACGAACCUCUCAGAGAAUCACCCGGCGUUUGCAACUCCCAGCCUUUUCACAGAUAAUCCAACUUACGAAGAUAUGAUUUUACUCUCGUCGCUGUUGGGCCCAGCCAAGCCGCCUGUUGCUACUCAGUCGGAUGUCAGCUCUGCUGGAGGGCUAUUCCGUCUAGUGGAAUAUGCUGGCUCUCUUGUUGCGGAAUCGUUGGAUAGUGCUGGCACUAUUCAGAUUCCUGAGGGGGAGCGUUGCUUAAUAUGCCUCAGCGACUACGAAGCGGCCGAAGAACUCAGGCAACUGAGCAAGUGCAAGCAUCUUUACCACAAGGAAUGCAUAGACCAGUGGUUAACCACCGGGCGAAACUCCUGUCCACUCUGUCGGGGCCAGGGCGUGUCUGAAUCAUCAUCUAAUACUGGACCAGCCCAGGAAGCUGCUGCCUGA
Messenger RNA from Monascus purpureus, 2493 nucleotides. The record is from the annotation of a GenBank genome assembly. NCBI's taxonomy places the organism in Eukaryota, Fungi, Ascomycota, Eurotiomycetes, Eurotiales, Aspergillaceae.